AGUAACUGUCAGCUCCAUGUUUACAAGCGGUAUUUAUUAGGAGCAGUCUCCCCCUACUGUCAGUGCUUUACGGUCUAACCGACCGAGUGUGUCCGUAAACUCGCCGCUGCUUUAAUGCGCUACUAUCGACAUUUUCACAGCCUCUGCUUUUCUUCGGGGUAAUUAUCGCCGCCCAGGCAGAGCAAGGAAAGAAAGACAGCAGGCACCAAGUCGUCGCCUCGGGUUCUCUUCGAAGGAAUAGGCGGAUCUGAGCGUACACAGAGCAUACCCUGCCAUCCUUGUCUGAUGAAAGAGUCACGACAUCUGCUUCAGAUACACAGACCAUAUUCGCAUACAAAGAUGCAGCCCACUGUGGUUCUUCUCUUCUCCUCGAUCUUCCUCCUGGCUUUCAUCAUCCCAUUCUGCUUCUCCCAGAACGAGGGAGACCUGGUUGUUCAGACACGUACCGGUCGAGUUCGAGGCAUCCGCCAGCUGGUGCCGGAUCAGAGCUACAUAACUGCUUUUCUGGGCAUACCCUUUGCUGAGCCCCCACUGGGGAACCGCCGUUUCCGUCCUCCAGAACCCAAACGUCCGUGGACUGGAGUGAUCGAGGCCAAGGAAUACCCCAACGCGUGCUAUCAGUAUGUGGACACAGCAUUCCCAGGCUUCCAGGGCAGUGAGAUGUGGAAUCCUAACAGAGACAUGAAUGAGGACUGCCUCUACCUCAAUGUCUGGGUGCCCUCCUCGCCCAGACCUCACAACCUCACUGUCAUGGUGUGGAUCUAUGGUGGAGGCUUCUACAGUGGAUCUUCUUCUCUGGAUGUGUAUGAUGGCCGUUACCUAGCUCACAGCGAGACAGUCAUUGUGGUUUCGAUGAACUACCGGAUCGGUGCUUUCGGCUUCCUGGCUCUGCAUGGCUCCUCCGAGGCUCCUGGCAAUGUCGGCCUCCUUGACCAGAGGAUGGCGCUGCAGUGGGUACAAGACAACAUCCAUUUCUUUGGUGGAAACCCUAAACAGGUUACGAUCUUUGGCGAGAGUGCUGGUGGAGCUUCAGUAGGAUUCCACCUGUUGUCUCCAGACAGCCGACCCACUUUCACUAGAGCCAUCCUCCAGAGUGGGGUCCCCAACUGCCCCUGGGCCUCAGUGAGUCCCGCUGAAGCCCGCAGACGUGCCACACAGCUGGCAAAGUUCGUCGGUUGCAACGGAGGAAACGACACCGAGAUAAUAGACUGUCUGCGCAGUAAAAGUCCACAGCAACUUAUCGAUCAUGAGUGGCAGGUUCUGCCAUGGUCCGCUCUGUUCCGAUUUUCAUUUGUGCCUGUUGUGGAUGGCGAGUUUCUGCCCGACACUCCUGAGGCCAUGCUCAACUCAGGGAACUUUAAAGACACGCAGAUUCUCCUCGGCAUUAAUCAGAAUGAAGGCUCCUACUUCCUGCUGUAUGGAGCACCAGGCUUCAGCAAGGACAACGACAGUCUGAUCUCCAGAGAGGACUUCCUGGAAAGUGUUAGGUUGAGCGUACCUCAUGCUAAUGAUAUCGGCCUGGAAGCAGUGGUGCUGCAGUACACCGACUGGAUGGAUGAGAACAAUGAGAUAAAAAAUCGUGAUGCCAUGGAUGACAUUGUCGGUGACCACAACGUCAUCUGCCCGCUGGCCCACUUCGCUCGCUCUUAUGCACAACACAAUGCCCUCAAGGCUAACGUGGGUGGCAUCAACUUUGGUGGGGUGAACAGUGGAAACUCACAAGGAGGGAUGUAUCUUUACCUUUUCGAUCACCGGGCAUCCAAUCUGGCCUGGCCAGAAUGGAUGGGGGUGAUCCAUGGCUAUGAGAUUGAAUUUGUUUUCGGGCUGCCACUGGUGAAGAGGCUCAACUACACCCGAGAUGAGGAGAAGCUAAGCCGACGUAUGAUGAAAUAUUGGGCCAACUUUGCUCGGACUGGAAAUCCCAAUGACGUGCAGGGAGAUAGAGGGAAACGCUGGCCUGUGUUUACCGUCAGCGAGCAAAAACACGUUGGCCUCAACACCGAAUCACUCAAGAUUCACAAAGGUUUGCGAAACCAGAUGUGCGCAUUCUGGAAUCGCUUCCUGCCACGCCUUCUCAAUAUUACUGACAACAUAGAUGAGGCAGAACGUCAGUGGAAGGUGGAGUUUCACCGCUGGUCUUCCUACAUGAUGCACUGGAAGAGUCAGUUUGACCACUACAGCAAGCAGGAGCGCUGCACUGACCUCUGAGCGCCUCAGCGAGGAGACGACGGAGAGAAGAGCGGCGAGCGAGCCGUGGCUGUUUUCCUCCAUAGUUCCUGAGUGAAGGCUGACAUCUUUUUGUGGUUCUUUUGGUUCACAGCAUACACAAGCAGAGGCACUGUUGUCAUUUAUUUAUAUUAUUUAUAAUAUUUAUUGUUUUGUUUUUUUUAUUUGUGUAUGUGUGUCUGUGGAACUUAAGGGCUGUGGAGUAAAACUUGUCAUUGGAGGAGUAAAGAUGCGUCAUUACCUCGAAUGUGUGUGCGUAACUAUGUGUGCGUCUCAGAAACCGCCCAGUUUGACUCAGAUAACUUAACUGACCCGUCACACUGCUCCACUACGGAUUUACUGUAACCUCACGCGUCUCUGUGGUCAUCUCGUCACUUUUUUUGCUUUCUGGGGAUUUCUUCUUUCCAACAUAUCCGUUGUAUUUUUGGUCUCAUCACUGUUUUGUUUCUCUUUUAUUUAUUUAGUUAUUUUUAUUAAUACUGUUACAACCACUACUCCCAUUACCUGUACUGGUCUUGCUUUGUUUGUGUGUUUCUCCUGUGGUAAGCCAUAUACUAUUUUGCAUUUAUCUAACUGUUGCUGUGUGUGAAAACAUCAGAUUCCUCACAUUUUACUCAAUGUUAAAACUGCUGUAUUCUAGUUUGAUGUGAGAUGUAGAUAGUAUAUUACAUCCAGACCAACUGACUGGUGCCUAACUCGCAUUAUAUUACAAGUUCACUCAGUUUCACAGUUGAAUGGAAACAGAAACGAGUCCCGUUGAUGUUUAUGGGUCCUCUUGAGCAUCGCCUGUCUGUUGAAGCACGUCGGUGCUCAGUUCUUCUAAAUGUUCAGCCUUCCUGUGAGGGUCGAUUCUUCUGCACAACUGCACUGAAUUGUGCAUGUGUGCGUGGCCACUCAGUGUGCCACUCAUGUGUGAGACAGUAAGCUCGAUCUUUCUUUUCCUCCUUUUUUCUGUCACUCCUUCUGUUUGUCUUCCACCACAACAACCCUUCAUCCAGUCCCUCUCUCUGCUUUCUGCCUCUCCACUCUAGUUGUCAUCUUCAUCUCUAAUAAACCUCCACCCACCCUCA
Molecule: messenger RNA, 3296 nt
Organism: Pundamilia nyererei
Lineage: Eukaryota; Metazoa; Chordata; Actinopteri; Cichliformes; Cichlidae
Gene: ache
Product: acetylcholinesterase (Yt blood group)
Exons: 9
Coding region: 286-2208 (640 amino acids)
Biological process (GO): choline metabolic process; acetylcholine catabolic process
Cellular component (GO): plasma membrane
Molecular function (GO): acetylcholinesterase activity
Source: RefSeq, a predicted model, not a curated record